Molecule: messenger RNA, 3003 nt
Organism: Branchiostoma belcheri (Belcher's lancelet)
Lineage: Eukaryota; Metazoa; Chordata; Leptocardii; Amphioxiformes; Branchiostomatidae
Product: fap1 adhesin-like
Exons: 9
Coding region: 1-3003 (1000 amino acids)
Biological process (GO): homophilic cell-cell adhesion
Cellular component (GO): plasma membrane; cell-cell junction
Molecular function (GO): calcium ion binding
Source: RefSeq, a predicted model, not a curated record
AUGGCCUCCCGAAGACUGCCGAACUCACCCGAAUCAUUCUCAGGAGUAGGUCGGGAGAACGAAAUUGACUGCAGUGUGCAGGCUACUUGCCUUGCCGUGGCCAACUGCUCCAAGCGGGGAGUCUGUGUCGACUGGGACACCUGCCGGUGUGAUAGCGGCUGGGGAGGGGAGAGCUGUUCUCAACCCACCUGCACCGAUCUGGACGGAUGUUCAGGUCGUGGCACAUGUGUGGAGUACGAUGUGUGUGAGUGUGAGCAGGGCUGGACCGGAGUUAGCUGUGCGCUGCCGGACUGCAGCGGAGUGGGAGACUGUUCCAGACGGGGUGAGUGUGUGGGGCCGGACGUCUGUGAGUGUUACAGCGGGUUCAGGGGACAGAACUGCAGCCUGUCGCUGAACUGUACUGAGCUGGACGACUGUAACGGACAGGGGCUUUGCGUCUUCACACCUGGAGGACAGUCGAAUUUUUCAUGCAGAUGUUAUUCAGGUUUCACCGGGACCAACUGUAGUGACGUCUCGUGUUCCGGUGUGAACGACUGUUCCGGGAACGGACAAUGUGUGGAGCCGAACCUCUGCUCCUGUGACGCCGGGUUCAACGGGCCCAGCUGCGCCAAUUUCUCGUGUGAAGCCAGAGACUUCUGCUCAGGCCAUGGGCAAUGUGUGGCAUACGACGAGUGCGCAUGUGACGACUCCUGGAGCGGACCGUCCUGUUCGAUCGCAAACUGCAGUGACGUCAACGACUGCUCCUCAAACGGCGUCUGCCUCUUACCAAACACGUGCGAAUGCGCGAGCGGGUACGACGGGCCGUCCUGCGACCAGUUCAGCGCUCCCAACGAAAACUCCCCCGUGUUUGCGAACGAGACAUUCGUCGUCAGUGUUCGCGAGAACGCACCCGUCGGAACAAAGAUCGGCAAAGUGUCUGCAGACGACGCCGACGCAGGACGUAACGGCUACGUCACGUAUUCCAUUUCACCCGGUAGUGAAGCGGACAUGUUUCUCGUUGACGGUGAAACAGGAGAGAUUUCCACAAUCGUUCAGCUAGACUAUGAAUCAUUGGCUAAAAAGACCAUAUCUCUCGUUGUUGUUGCAAGAGACAAAGGUGUACCGUCUCUGUCUGCCUCGGCGGCUGUUGAGGUGGCCGUACUGGACACGAACGAUCACUGCCCAACUUUCCAAGAGGACUCCACAAGCAUCCAGCACACUCUUCGACCUGGCCAGUCACUAAACAUCACGGCUACGGACAGAGAUAGUGGCGUCAAUGGCAAGGUUACGUACUCAAUCCUAGGAGAGGGAAACAAUGGCAGGUAUUCUAUCAACGAGUCGACCGGCGUCAUAACCUUACGUGACGACAUAACACCGGGAAGGUAUACCUUCGUUGUUGUCUCUAUUGAUCAAGCAGCCGUCCCCUGUUCUUCUCGCCUCACGGUAACUGUGAUAGUUGAGGAGGAGGGUAUACCCGUACCCGAACAGGUACUGUCGUCGACAGUUGAAACCCGCGCUUCCAGCUCGCCAGUAGUGGAUGUAUCGAGUAUAGUCCCAACACAAACGUUCAUGACGCCAACGCCACAACCCACAGCUGCAGCUUCAGCGAUGGCAAGAACGGGUACAAUUGCGUCUUCAUCGGCUACAUCAUCGCCAAUAAGAUCGCUGAUUUCGCUGCAGCCAUCGCAGGUAAUGUUCACGGCCAGCAGUGUACGCCCUACUCCAUCCACCGUGGUUGUUCUAUCUGCCAUAUCUACAAAAGACUCAUCGCCAACACUGGAGUCAUCCGAACUACAGCAGACUGCACCAUCUCCAAUGUCUGUAACUGACCAAGCAGGUCUCCCAUGUUCAAUACAGUAUCUAAGUGUCCAAGUAUCUCCGAUCACGGUGACUGUGACAGCUGUGGAGAGUUUACCUGUUCCGGUACGUGAAACGGUAAAGGUGACAGCUGUUGAGAGUUUACCGGUACGCGAAACGGUAACUGUUACAGCUGUGGAGAGUAUGCCGGUACGUAUACGCGAAACCGUUAAGGUGACAGCUGUGGAGAGUGUUCCCGUACGCGAAACGGUAACUGUGACAGCUGUGCAGAGUAUACCGGUACGCGAAACGGUAAAGGUGACAGCUGUGGAGAGCCCGGUAUGCGAAACGGUAACUGUGACAGCUGUGCAGAGUAUAGCAGCACGCGAAACGGUAAAGGUGACAGCUGUGGAGAGUAUACCGGUACGCCAAUUGGUAACUGUGACAGCGGUGGAGAGUAUGCCAAUUCGCGAAACGGUAACUGUAAAGGAGAGUAUACCCGUACGCGAAACGGUAACUGUGAAGAGUACGCCGGUAUGCGAAACGGUAACCGUGAAAGCUGUGGAGAGUAUACCGGUACGCCAACCGGUAACUGUGACAGCUGCGGCUAGUAUACGAGUACGCGAAACGGUAACUGUAACGGAGAGCGUACCCGUACGCGAAACGGUAACUGUGACGGAGAGUAUUCCCCUACGGCAAACGGUAACUGUGACAGCUGUGGAGAGUAUACCUGUACGCGAAACGGUGCUGUCGACUGUUCAGUCAUGCUCUUCCACCAUAUCCCCAUCACGACCGACCAUGACUCGAACACCCGCAAGUUCAGCGGUCCCAAUGCUGACUUCCCCAACCAGCACAACAGAAUCCCCGACUGCUGGAUCAGAAUUCCUCCUGAGGAAUGUGGACAUGUCAAUGGUUCUGGAUGAGGCAUGGGAUGAGGACCUGGCAUCACAGUCGUCGGAGAAGUACAAGAGGCGGUCGUCAGACAUUGCGGUUGCAAUGUCGUCCGUGUUUAGGAAUGAAUCGCGGUUUGUUGGGGUUAUCGUCACACGGUUCAGGGAAGGGAGCACUAUCGCCGAUUUUCAACUACUGCAUAAUGGUGGGGAGAACUUUGACGACGUCGCGGCGAGCAUGUUGAGGCAAGCUACAAGAAACGGUCUGCAAGUGGGAGGGGCGAAAGUGACUCAGCUGGAACAGAAAGGUGUGCUGCGUCCGCCCAAACCACCAUAG